AUGCAUUUUCCGCCUGAGUGCCCGGCGAACGAAGGAUGCCGAAAGUCAUCCGACAUCGGUAAUGGCGACGAGACAGCCCAAGCUCUGGAGGACAUCGAGUUUGCAUGCCAGCAGAAGUCGAGAGGUCAGGACUUCGCCGAAGAGUCAGAGGUGUCCGCUACGCUAAGCAAGAAGAGCAGGCCCAGCUUGAGAAGCGGUCGCUCGCCCGACGUGGAGGCCACGAACUCUUCCAAACGGCGAAGCAAGAAAAUGCUCGGCAGCUUCAUCAAGGUGGACAAGAAGAGCAAUGCCGAUCAUGACCAGAAUGCUUGGAACAAGCUGCGGCGCGGCCUCCUUGCCUUUGUGACGGGCAGCUACAUGGCAAACUGCGUGUCCAUGGUCGUCUUGCUCGAUGCCUACCUAACCUGUUACGACAUCGACACUCGAGCGAACGGCCAACCUACUCCUGCAAUCAUCAGCCAGCUGCUGGACAUUUGCCUGAGCGUGUACACGCUGGAGAUUAUUCUCCUGUGCACGGCACAUGGGUGCCUGAAUAUGCGGGCAAUCCUGCUGGACUGGGUCUUCUUGUUGGAUUUGCUCGUGAUUUGCUGCGGCUAUGUCGAGGCAUCCCUGCGAGUCAUGAGCAGCGAAGUAGAUCUGACGAACUUUGGAAUCAUCCGUGCGCUUCGAGUGGCCCGGAUAAUCCGUGUUACUCGGCUCCUGCGGAAGAGUCACGACCUGCGAGAGCUCCGAAAAUUGGUCAAUAUGAUGGCCACGUGUGUGCGGACACUGAUCUGGUCGUUCAUCUUCUGCUUCGCCAUGAUGACGUUCUGGUCAAUGCUGAUCGUAGAGAUCGUGCAUCCGCAUGUGAAGCAACUGAGCGAUCUGGAAGCCUGCGACCAGUGCCGGCGGGCAACUUCCUCCGUCAUGGAUGCCAACUUGCUCCUCUUCAAGACCGUCAUUGCUGGGGAUAGCUGGGGCCAGAUCGCAGUGCCUGUGAUAGAGGCCAACCCUGGCACUGCGGUGAUCUUCAUGGGCUCUCUUUUGACGCUGGUCUUUGGCGUUUUGAACUUGAUCGUUGCUGUGGUGGUGGACACAUUUGCGGAAGCACGUGAACGUGAUGUCUUGAGCUUAGCGGAGGAGUUGGAGAACGAGAUUGAGAUCGACAAGCGCCUCCUUCAGAAAAUCUUCGAGAGGAUCGACGAGGAUGGGAGUGGCGACCUCACGCUGCAAGAAAUCAUUGCGGGUGCCCGUCGGGAUACCGAGUUCCAAAGCCGCCUGCGUGUCAUGGACAUCGAUGAGGUCGACCUGGAGCAGCUCUUCGAGAUGAUCGAUGCAGACGGAUCGGGUUCCGUGGAAGCCUCGGAGUUCAUCGUUCCUUUGAGCAGAUGGGUGCACGACUCCAAGACAGCCCCUCGCUUCAUCAAGUACAACAUGCUGCGGACCAUGCACCAGCAAGAAGAGCUCAUGCACACGUGCGAGGCUCGUUUCGCGCUCCUUACCGAAAAGCUGGACGCGAUAGCACAUUCUCUCGGAGGCUGCAAUACUCCUUGGGUCAGGUCCUCCGACACCAAGAGCGGCUGGGAUUCGACGACCCUGUGCCCGUCAGGUGAAAGCAGAUUCCUGAGCUUCCAGCACACCGAGUCCUUCGAGGAGAAGGCGGCUCCAGCAGGCAUCUUGCCGUUGCCAUCGAUCGCUGCUGCGAAGAGGGUUCUUCAAACCUCCUUGUCCGACAUCGCCGAGCAUGCCGAAGUCACCUUGCAGAGGUCCCUUCGACUGCUGGAAGCUUUGCCGGAGCAGAUGGAGAUCAGCCACUAG
Molecule: messenger RNA, 1797 nt
Organism: Symbiodinium sp. CCMP2592
Lineage: Eukaryota; Dinophyceae; Suessiales; Symbiodiniaceae
Source: the annotation of a GenBank genome assembly